AGUCGUGCUCGCUCGAAGUCCAGCCAGGCCCUGGCCUCCAAGCAGGAAAAGGACGGGGCUGAGAAGGGAGGCCAUGGCAGGCCACGCAAGCAGCCUCCGGUGAGUCCUGGGACAGCGCUGGUAGGGAGCCAGAAGGAGCCCAGUGAAGUGCCAACACCGAAGAGACCCCGGGGCCGACCAAAGAGAAGCAAAAACAAGGGAACCGCCAAAACACGGAAAAUUACCACAGCUCCAAGGAGGAAACCAAGGGGCAGACCCAAGAAGUUGGAGAAGGAGGAAGAGAGCGCUUCCCAGGAGUCCUCGGAGGAGGAGCAGUAA
Molecule: messenger RNA, 318 nt
Organism: Psammomys obesus (fat sand rat)
Lineage: Eukaryota; Metazoa; Chordata; Mammalia; Rodentia; Muridae
Product: high mobility group protein HMG-I/HMG-Y-like
Exons: 1
Biological process (GO): regulation of DNA-templated transcription
Cellular component (GO): nucleus; chromatin
Molecular function (GO): transcription coregulator activity; DNA binding
Source: RefSeq, a predicted model, not a curated record